AACCAGUGUCCUCACACUCAGUCUUCAUGUCAACAUUUUGACGCGGACGUCAUCUGAGAUGUUGUAAGAGGAGCUGUUGAGUGAACCCGGAGGCUCGUCGGUGUCGCAGCUCUCGGGAUGGCAGCGCCGGCCCUUUUUUCACUCUGACUCUCAGUGCGCUUCCUGUGCAGCCGCUCAGUCGCUCUGCACCGUCAACAACAUGGCCAUACGCAGAAAAGACAGCUUCCUCUGGGGGAAAGCUCCAUCGGAGAGGAGGCUGAACGAAACCAUCAAGAGCCACAAGUUUGAGAAGCUGGACGACAUUCAGCUGAGGCUGGAGUCCGGUCACGUCAUGCCAGAAAUCCACAGCCCUGAGUCGAAGGAGCAGAAGAAAAAUGUGAGGAACAGAAGAUUCUUACGUGGGAAAAAGAAAUUCAACAUGAACCCAAAAUCGGGUUUCCAUUACCUGGUAGAAAAUGAGCUGCUGGAAUGGCGAGCGGAGGCAGUGGCUGAGUUUCUCUACAAAGAAGAAGGGCUGAACAAGACCGCCAUUGGAAACUUUCUGGGAGAGAGGGAGGAAAUGCAUCUGGAGAUACUGAAAGCCUUUGUGGGCUUGCAUGAAUUCUCAGACCUGAACCUGGUGCAGGCGCUGAGGCAGUUUCUGUGGAGCUUUCGUCUCCCGGGAGAAGCUCAGAAGAUUGACAGGAUGAUGGAGGCGUUUGCAACUCGCUACUGCGACUGUAACCCAGGGGUCUUCCAGUCCACAGACACCUGCUACAUCCUGUCUUUUGCCAUCAUCAUGCUCAACACAAGUCUCCACAACCCCAACGUGAAAGACAAACCCAGUCUGCAGCGAUUUAUUUCCAUGAACAGAGGCAUCAACAACGGGGACGACCUGCCCACCGAGCUGCUCACGAAACUGUACGCCAGCAUCCGCAGCGAGCCGUUUAAAAUCCCAGAGGAUGAUGGGAAUGACCUCACGCUGACGUUUUUUAAUCCAGACAGGGAAGGCUGGCUGCUUAAAAUGGGUGGCCGUGUUAAGACCUGGAAGAGGAGGUGGUUUAUUCUGACAGACAGCUGCUUGUACUACUUUGAAUACACCACAGAUAAAGAUCCUAUCGGGAUUAUUCCUCUGGAGAACCUGUGUGUCAGGACGCUGAAAGACACAAGCAAAUCGUAUUGUCUGGAGUUGUAUAACCCCAAAGGACAAAAGAUCAAGGCCUGCAAGACGGCGAACAAAGGCAGAGUGGUGCAGGGUAAACAUCAGUCCUAUAAGCUCAGCGCAGCCAGUGAAGAAGAACGAGACAACUGGAUCGCUGCCAUCAGGGCCAGCGUCACCAAGGACCCUUUUUACGACUUAGUGUCUCUACGUAAGAGGAAGGUCAUUAGCAACACUUCCUCAUAGGACUGAAACACCGGACAUCCGUGGAAACAGCACCUGUUUCUGUUCGUGUUUGUAUGGACGAAUCAUCGUGUGCUGAGACUAUUCAGGAAAAACAAAACAAAACUAAAUUGCACAGCGUUUCACAGAAAUGUACAAAUUGGGAAGUGACACUUCUGCCAGCUAUUUGUGGCUCGCACAGUGAAGCCUUCACAUUAGUUCUGCAAACUGCACGCACUACUGCCCCGACUUCAGGGGCUCACAGCUCCUACUGGCACUGUCUGCUCACAGAAGGUGAUGGGUAGUUAGUAUCAUGGAUGGAUUACUCAACCGGCCUCCCGGGUGCAGAACCUGAGGCCCCCCGACUGAACCUCUGUAAGGAAUGACUGUUAAUAUUUCUUGCUGGAAAGUCAAAGAGUCACAGAUACGCAAAACAGACACAAAAUGUCUACACAGAGAUACAAAAGGACCACAAAGAGACAGAGAACAAGUUAAAACAAACACAAAACGACUGUAAACACACAAAAUUACAAAGAACCUUAAAUAAAAAACUCAGGACUACCACAACAUGACACAAACUGAAACAAAACGACGACAGAGACACAAACCGAGCACAAAGUGAUGCAAAAAAAAAAAACCCAACACAAUAAAGAGACACAAAAUUAACAGAAAAUGGUGACAAAGUGACCACAAAGUGAUAGAAAAUGACUACAGACACAAAAUGAUGCAAAGUGAUGCAGAACAACCACAAAGAGACACAAACCACUGUCUGUCUUCGGUCGGCUUUUGUGUGUGUGUGUGUCCAGGAGCCUGAUGUCUCACAAUCUGUCCACAGCUGUAGGCUGAGACACAAACAGCAGUUAUUUAUUGAUAUGAUUUCACAUCAGAAUAUUUAAAGUUGUGUGUUUGGCAUUAAUUUAUCCGACAGCCUGUUAAAAGUUUAAACCUGAUCUGCUGCUCACAGACUCUCAGCUGCAGAACUCAGGAGUAAAAGUGAAGGUCCAGAUCGUGUUGGUGGGAGCGACGGGAGAAGAGCAUGUAGCACUUUGUUAAACCUGUUUUUAUUUGAGACUUUUAGAGAAAAAGAUGAAGUUUUAAAAAGCAGGUUGAUAAGGGAUCUAUGGUGGGUGACGUUUACAAACCACAAGCUGUAGAGUUUUUUUUUUUUUUACACUUUUCUUGUUUCACUUAGUGUUAAAAUGUAAACUCAGUCAUUUUCUUCCUUCUACAUGUGAAUUCUUACUGAACAGAGUUUUAUUGUUGCACAAAAAGCAUAAAAAAAUUAAAUUAACUUAUAAAUAAGCAGAAACUGUACAGUAUAUUUUAUGUUGAAAUAUUUUUGAACAUAUAUUUUGUAAUUUCCAUGUUUUUUAAUUGUUGAAUGUACAAUGUAAUGACUUUAUACUGGAAUCAAAUUCUCUGCUGUAUAAUAAACUAGUUUAUUCUGAAUCUG
Toxotes jaculatrix (banded archerfish) is the source of this 2813-nucleotide messenger RNA. RefSeq names its product cytohesin 4a (gene cyth4a). NCBI's taxonomy places the organism in Eukaryota, Metazoa, Chordata, Actinopteri, Toxotidae. Bases 200 to 1384 code for a protein of 394 amino acids. Gene Ontology annotation, molecular function: guanyl-nucleotide exchange factor activity. Gene Ontology annotation, biological process: regulation of ARF protein signal transduction. The record is from RefSeq and is a predicted model, not a curated record. The transcript is spliced from 13 exons.